CUUUCUUUACAAAAUAAUUGAGGCUAGAGUCUAGUACAUCGACAAGCAAUGGAGGGAAAGAGUUAUCAUUAUCGAUUCCUGUGCAUAGGACUGUUUCUUUGCCUGUUUCAAAACGUCAAUGGCCAAACGUCACGGUGCACUGUUAGAAGACUAUAUUCUGGCGGAUUUCUGCCAGAUGGUAAAAUGAUAUACAACAAUGGUGAACACAUGACUUUCUAUUGUAAUGAUGGCUAUGAGAGAGAACACGACACUAGGUACUGGUGUGAUAGCGGGAAUGCAGUCCCAAGCAUUCCAAAUUGUAUUAAUACAGCACGAUCGUGCAGUGCACCAGACCUCCAAGUUCAUAUGACACCUUCACGACCUCGCUUUCCUCAUGGGAUGCUUCUUGGUGUCUCAUGUGAACACGGGUUUGAGCUUAGUACAAGCCAAGAACUGCCAAGAUGCCAUCAAGGUCGCUGGAACAGACCCUUAACUGCAACAUGUCAGAGAGCAUCUUGCAGUGCACCAGACCUCCCAGAUCAUAUGACACCUUCACGAUCUCGCUUUUCUCAUGGUACGCUUCUUGAUGUCUCAUGUGAACACGGGUUUCAGCUUAGUAGAAGCCAAGGACUACCAAGAUGCCAUCAAGGUGUCUGGAGCGGGUCCAUAACGGCAACAUGCCAGAGAGCAUCUUGCAGUGCACCAGACCUCCCAGAUCAUAUGACACCUUCACGAUCUCGCUUUUAUCAUGGUAUGCUUCUUGGUGUCUCAUGUGAACACGGGUUUCAGCUUAGUACAAGCCAAGGACUACCAAGAUGCUAUAAAGGUGGCUGGAUCGGGUCCGUCACGGCAACAUGUCAGAGAGUCUCAUGUGGACAUCCAGCGAACGCCUCUCAUAGCACUAUUGAAAUACUACCAGGGGUACAAGGAUAUUUACAUGGUACCAGGGUCAGGUAUAGCUGCAGUGAUGGCUGGGAAAUCGAAGAAACUGCAGAGAGAGAGUGCGUCAAUGGACAAUGGAUAGGUUCUACACCAGAAUGCAGACCGAGAGUAAGGAUAGCGAGGUUGUGUCCUAGGCCUGGAUACAUUUCUCGCGUUGUCCAGUAUGUGAACGGACUAGAGACGAACCACCUUGCUACUUACCCACAUGAUGAGCUUCCUGAAGGGACGUUCCUAGUGUCUCGCUGCUCACUCCCUGGAGAGUAUGUGUUGCGUGGUAGUGCAAAUAGAACCUGCUUUGAUGGCGGCUGGACGGGGGAGCAACCAAGAUGUGUUAAUGCAGCCACUAGGAUCAGCUUUCAAAAUAACCAGCCCCUUGAAGUCAGGAGUGAUGGAACAAUCGUCAUUCAUCCACGCGGUCAGCUCUACAUUUAUUGUCGCAUACCUUACUAUAGCAAUGCGAGGGCAAUAUUUGAAUCAGAUAAUCAAUAUGGACCGACUGCUGAAUAUUGGGAUAAUUAUGGCCCAUCAACAAUGGUAAUGAGCCUAAACACACCACGUACGUCACAUUCUGGGCGGUUCACUUGCCGGUCUGAUGACUCUACUCUUUCUCACACUGUCCAUGUUCAGUUUGCUGAGAUAUAUUGUGACAGUCCUACGGCACCAACCAAUGGCGAAAUCCAAGACUAUGACAACGGUUGGAGACAUGAACUAUAUUACAUGGGCAAGGAGAUCACAUUUACUUGUAACGAUGACUACACUCUUAAUGGGGCAAGGAGAAUGACUUGCGUGUUUGGGGAGUGGUCACAUCCUGUUCCAACAUGCAAAAGAGCGACCUGUGAAGAACUACAUCCCCCAACCCAUGGAAUCAAGAUGGGAGGGAACAGAGUAGGUGACUCUGUGCUCAUAGGAUGCAACCAGGGAUAUCAGUUACAAGGAGAGCCUUUCUUGGAUUGUCAGGAAAGUGGAAACUGGUCCCAUCCUCUACCUGCUUGCGUUGCUCAAGAGCCUGUCGAUGUACAGACCCCAGGCACCUGACGUACACGGUGAAUCGAGCAGCCUUUAUCAGCCUUAAUGAUCUAGAGGAGCCAAUUUCAUAUCAAUUUUAUUUGAUCCAGUCGUCAUUUUAACCACGACCCACACCAACACAGAAGGCGUCAGUCUGCUGUCUUUAGUAUAUCCUCUUAGGACGAGAGAGCUUAUAUCUCGUCUACGAGUCUGUCAAUUCAAGGAAACCCCCGUGGUAUCACUUCAUAUGCUAUUUAAUUCAAUUCUACAAACUUUCAAAAACAUUUUCCACAAAAUGUUACCCCCGUUCGCGUGAAAACUAUUACAAGGUAAGGUUUAGAUAUAACCCUAUUAGAGGCGUUUCAUAUAACACUUUCACACCAAGUACCCUAAAACAUUGUACAUACGUUUUUAAUUUUGGUGAACAAAGUGCAAAGGUGACUCUAUUUCAUGAAAUUUCUUGCACUUUCAAAAAAAUAAUAUUUUUAUUUCCACCCCCCCUCCCCCUCCAACAAAAAAAGUACAUGCAUAUUUAUUCAUUAAAAUCCAAGAAAUUCCCUGAAAAUUGUCCAUUUCCGACAUGAAGUGAUAUCACUAGGGCAAACGAAUUUAUCUUGUUUGCGAUUUGAAAUGACUUUUAUUGGUGCUUUAAAGAGACUUGGUAAAAUUGCUGAAGGUGAUGAAAAAACUACACAAUUUUUGUAUGAAAUGUUACUUAUUAUAUUCCUUCUACUGUUUUUCCAUGAAAAUAAGACAUAAGACAGGCUUUUUCAAAGCUUUCAACUCUGAAAUGUUUGAAAUGGUAUGUAGAGCCAAUUCAUUGCUUUGUGACGUUUUACAUUCACCUAAAAUGUAAUUAAAUUGUAAUGAUGUAGUUGGAAGAAUUAAGGAAUCAAUCAGACCAAUGUUACCCAAUUGUUCUAAUUAAUAAUGGUCUGUUUUCACUCAAAAUUUCAGAUUAUCUUUAAAGAAGUUGAAGUCACUACCUUAGCACCAUUUUAUCUCAUCUUAACAAUGUUGUCAUAAUUCAGAUCUGUUGUGAUAAUUAACAUACCUCUAUCACUAACGUAAAAGAUUUUCAGAAUACUAUUCGACUGAUUACAUUAGCAUAUUGAGUAUAUCAAAAUUUGUUCACCAUACAUCUGUUCUGAGAGAAUCAAUGAGCACACAUUGUUGGGUAUAUAAUAUGUAUGUCCACAUUAAAGGCUUGUUCGGAUGUGGAUCGGAUAUAAGUUUGUAACAGUAAUAAAAAGAUGGUAAUGAAGAAUUUUGUCUAGUUGUCAUCGUUUUUUAUAAUAGGGACUUUUUACGUAUAAAGUAGAGUGAUGAUGUAUUAACCACAAAAGAGGAAAUCUACUAAAAAUUGAACAUUCUAAUUAUCUAGUUCAUAAUGUAACAAAUACAAGAAAUGUAAAAGUACUUGACACAUUUAUGUGGAUUCUAAUAUUAUGGUGAUGUCUAAUAACCUUUUAUUCGAUUGUUUUUGUUUGUUUAGUUUCUUGAGAAGAAAGUCUUUUAUUAUGAAUGUAUAAGUAUAGUUACAUUUAGAAUUUGCUGGGGAAAAGCUCAUGAUUUUUUUUCAAUUUGGUUAAUUGUGUUCUUCUUUUUGCUUGAAUGGUAUAUUGGUAAGCUGUAAGCAAAAUGAAAAUGUCGGGGCAAACACCCCCCCCCC
Strongylocentrotus purpuratus (purple sea urchin) is the source of this 3598-nucleotide messenger RNA. RefSeq names its product sushi, von Willebrand factor type A, EGF and pentraxin domain-containing protein 1-like. The coding region runs from base 49 to 1956 and encodes 635 amino acids. The record is from RefSeq and is a predicted model, not a curated record. The transcript has 12 exons. NCBI's taxonomy places the organism in Eukaryota, Metazoa, Echinodermata, Echinoidea, Camarodonta, Strongylocentrotidae.